UCGUCUUUGAGUGCACGAGACGCGCAUUCAGCGUUCAUUAGCGCCGCCGAGAGCAUCGCCAUUCUCGCUGCCGCCUUUGUAUCGUAAUAGUGUUGAUUAAAUUCAUCGAAUAACUUGUUGGAACGCGCUUGCUGCUUCGACGCGCAAGCUAAUAAACAAUAAGUGGCUGAAGGGAGGAGGUGGGUGACAGCCGCCCCCAGCAUUGGGCGAAACAGUACAGACAAAGCCUUAUUUAAAUGCAAAAGUAGCGAAACGCGAACCGGCGAUGCAUCUGUUCUCCAAUUUCGCGAUCUGCGUCUUGCUUCUGACGGCGGCGACAUCGGAGGAGUCAAAGGCGACAAACGCUCUGGUUAAGAUAAACUCGACAAUUGUCGCCCCCGGCGUGUCCCUGGCCCCGAAACCAGCAAUAAUCCUGGCGAAUAAAAACGGCACCGCAAUCGGCAACGUAGCGGUGGCGGCUGUGGGCGCACCGGCGUCUGAAGUGACCUUAGGGGACGGAAACGUCCCGGCCAUUCAAGCGCCCAUUGCGGCCGUUGUUCCUUCAACUCCGGUUGCGGCCGUUAUUCCGACCACCACUCGCCGCCCCCUAUUGCAAGGCAUACGCCUGCCGUGCCAAUGCGCUAACGGUCAUUGCGGUUGUUGCUCCGGCAUGAUUCUCGAACGCUUCAAACAGAAGGCAUGCAUGAAUCUUACCUACGAUGCCGAUGAAACCGCCGUCACCGCCUCCAUGUCGAUGAAUGAACGUGUCCUGUAUAAGAACACAAUUUCCGGUAAAAAUCCGGAUCCGAUGUGUAUUCGAGUACCGAGAUUCCGUUUCAUUGAAUUCUGCGUGGAAUUUUCUAAUAUUUAUUUCGCCAAACGUAAUAUUCACAUGUGCAUCGAUGCAGAGGCAAGUUGGGCGGAAUUUUCUCUUGUUGAAUGGUCCUUCGACUGCGUUCGUCUCGGCGCGAGCGGCGUUGCAGUAAUAGGGCCAGAAGAAGGCGGAGGACUGCCAGUCGGGGGCGGUGAUGACGACGACGAUGACAUCGAAGACUACGACGAGAAUGUACGAAGCGAACCACUAAAAAGCGACAAGUACACAGUCGAAAAACUUCCGAAUGGUUUCGUUAAAAUUUCCUUUGAUAAAAACGAUGUUUAAUUUAUUAAAUUUACACUAAAAACACUUAAAA
This is a messenger RNA of Dalotia coriaria, 1169 nucleotides long. RefSeq lists its product as uncharacterized. Bases 266 to 1138 code for a protein of 290 amino acids. The transcript is spliced from 3 exons. Lineage: Eukaryota; Metazoa; Arthropoda; Insecta; Coleoptera; Staphylinidae. Gene Ontology annotation, molecular function: iron-sulfur cluster binding. The record is from RefSeq and is a predicted model, not a curated record.